AUGGCAUCUGAAGGAGAAUCGGGUACAUCUACUCCCAACUCGCGCUUCACCACUCAGGCGAAAUCGGCCGACGACAUUCUUUCGGCGCAGACUGUGGGACUUGUCCAUCUCGACGACUUUAGGAAACGACGAGCAGAUGCCAUAGAUGCAAAGGAACGAGAAGCACUCGAGUCGGGACGUGCCACUCCUGGUAGUGCAACCGACAGCCCUGACCCGACGUUCAAGCCUUCCAAGAAGAAACGCAAGACAGUCAAGAAGGGCGCCCUGUCGUUCGGCGAUGACGGCGACCAUGACAGCCAGGAUCAGAGCACAUCGCUAAAGUCUCGUUCCAUCACACCUGCAGCCACGAAAGAGGAAAGCACACAAGACGAUGAACACAUGGCACCCAUCAAGAAGCGCCUUGCUGCCAACGACAAUGUCGGCUUCAUGGCCAAGUCCAUGUCCAAGUCAGCCCUCCUGCGUGAGGCACAGACACGGGAACAGCUUCGCAAAGAGUUUCUCGUCAUGCAGGAAGCAGUCAAGCAGACGGAAUUCCUGCUGCCGUUCGUCUUCUACGACGGCACGAACAUCCCUGGUGGUCAAUGCCGCAUGAAGAAAGGGGACAUGGUCUGGCUCUUCCUCGAUCGCGCGAGAAAGGUUGGUGCCGAAGUUGGUGGCAGCGACAAGGCUCGACGUGAAUGGGCCCGUGUUGGCGUCGAUGACUUGAUGCUUGUCAAGGGCGACAUCAUCGUCCCUCAUCAUUAUGAGUUCUACUAUUUCAUGGUCAACAAGACCGACGGCUACAGUGGACCCCUGUUUCCUCACUCUGCCGAACCAACGGCAACGACUCCCGUCGACACGACGGCUCUAACCACUACAGGCGGUCUCUCCGUACCGACGGCACCAUCUAAGAUGCCUAAGGUACACACGCUGUCACCCGUCGUUCCUGAUGCAGACCUCGAAGGUUUCGGCACGGACCCAAACUCGACAAAGGUCGUCGAUCGACGUUGGUACGAGAAGAACAAGCACAUCUUUCCCGCCAGUACAUGGGAGGACUUCGACCCGACGAAGGACUAUACCAAUCAUGUGCGCAAGGAUGUGAACGGUAACGCUUUCUUCUUUUCGUCAUGA
Messenger RNA from Aureobasidium subglaciale EXF-2481, 1110 nucleotides. RefSeq lists its product as uncharacterized. Lineage: Eukaryota; Fungi; Ascomycota; Dothideomycetes; Dothideales; Saccotheciaceae. Gene Ontology annotation, biological process: chromatin organization. The transcript has 3 exons. The coding region runs from base 1 to 1110 and encodes 369 amino acids. The record is from RefSeq and is a predicted model, not a curated record. Gene Ontology annotation, cellular component: nucleus.